AGAUACGUUCUAGUCGUUGCUGAAUAAUAUUCAUUAAGUGGCAAGAAACCGUAGUCAACAAGAAGAUUUCUUUGUGAAAUCUUAUUUAUGAUUUUUGGUGGAUCUUUAGCUUUUCUAUAUCUCACUUUAAACGGAGUUUUAUCCAACAGUAAGGAAGGUUAAAACUUUCUUAACAAAUUGCACAAUAUUAAUCGAAAUUGUCAAACUACAAAAAUGGAUGCAACAGAUUUGGACGAUCCAAUGCAAACAUGUCCGUAUGAUGUGUCUCAUCGCAUUCUAAAGAGUCGUAUGCAAUGGCACUUGGUGAGAUGUCGCAAAAAUCAUCCAGAUAAUAAGGACCAAAUGAGAACUUGCCCCUAUGAUGCUGUACAUGUUGUCAACUCCAUAGAAUAUGAGUACCACAUCGCUAAUUGUCCAAAGAGUGGAACUGUUCUUAACUUUAUAUUCUCUUCUGAAGGUCAGCGCUCUGUUGGUUCGGUAUCUCUGGAAAAAUCAAAUAGUGUCUACGUUCCACCGACUGAAGAAAAUUGGGAUACGGAUCCUCCGGUGCCAACAUACAAUCCAUUGCAAAUAGCCAAGAAUAGAAAUGUUUUGCUUUCUGAAAUCGGACUGUCAAAAGCAAAAAAACGGCAAUUUAAGAAUUCAGAAAGACUGCGGAUUCAGGCUUUAGAGGAAAGUGGUAUACAUGUAGAUGAUUUGCCUCAACCUGUGACAGAGGAUCCGGACAAGCCACUCCGUAAACCUCACAACAAGUCGCAAGCGAUGACCCUGGUUUCACGAAAAGGCAAAGAAACUUUGAAUGACCCUGAAGUUCGUUUACGGCUACCCCGCACAAAGUCAGUGGCUAUGUCUGUUUGCUCAAAUAUAGAUCAUGAAGAUGAAAUUUUGGACACGAAAAAGUUUUCCAAUUCCACGAAACUUGCAGAGACCCCGGCUUCUGAUAAAAAUGCAAUACAAAAUUCAUUGGAUACGGGAACAGACAGCGCUACACUUUUUAACUCAAUUUUGAAAGAGGCUGCGAAAAAAGUCGAUCAAAGUUCCCAUGUGAUAAUGAAACACUCCUCGAAACAAAAUAAGCCUGUUUGGGAUGCAGAUCUUAUUGUGCUGAACGGCGAGGAAGUUAAGCCUAUCGAUCCUCGUUUCCUUUUAUCGGAUCUUGCUACAUCCAGUUCUGGUUCUAGUUCUAGUUCAAGCAUUACUGAUGGCAUUGACGGAAACUUUGGUGCCAGUUAUACGAACCUUACUGCGGCUCAAAACGAUAUUGUUUCAUCACCGGACUCCAUUUCAAUUCAGUGCGAUAGUAAACCCGUCCUAAACUCUAAUGGCCUGGCAAAAAAUUAUCCCGUGAACUUUAUUAAUCAUUCCAAUGAUGCUAUCCAGGAAAUUACUUCAAGAUUAGCGACCGUUAAUACUCUGGAACAAAGUCUCGAGAUGGAGAAGGCGAAACUAAAGCAGCAAGUCGACGAAUACUAUUCUUCACGUGGUGCUUCCCGUUUACGUACCAAUAAAAACGACACGUCUACCAAUCCACGGUGUGCAGCUAAUUUUUCCAAGGCGAAUAAAGAUAAAGAAUCUUUCUCGGAAAUUCUCUUCAUCAUGGUCACGAAGAAACAUGGGCAAUCCUGGGAAGCUAGUUCAAGUGUAAAUUUGUCUCAAUAAUCACAAUGGACAAUAUAAUGAAAUAAAUAACGCCAUAUUAUCUGCAAGAAAUAAAGCCGU
This is a messenger RNA of Belonocnema kinseyi, 1719 nucleotides long. RefSeq lists its product as uncharacterized. The record is from RefSeq and is a predicted model, not a curated record. The transcript has 6 exons. Bases 214 to 1659 code for a protein of 481 amino acids. Lineage: Eukaryota; Metazoa; Arthropoda; Insecta; Hymenoptera; Cynipidae.